Molecule: messenger RNA, 4900 nt
Organism: Nematostella vectensis (starlet sea anemone)
Lineage: Eukaryota; Metazoa; Cnidaria; Anthozoa; Actiniaria; Edwardsiidae
Product: anoctamin-7
Exons: 26
Coding region: 224-2788 (854 amino acids)
Biological process (GO): chloride transmembrane transport
Cellular component (GO): plasma membrane
Molecular function (GO): chloride channel activity; protein dimerization activity
Source: RefSeq, a predicted model, not a curated record
UGUGCAUUACAUGUGUUGACUUGACCUCAACUCAACUCGCGCGGCGGAUUUGUGAUUCACCGCCAGUCUUCUUCCAUUUUCUUUCAUCUUUUUCCUGAUGGAGGUUUAAAGCUAACAGAUGUAUCUGCUGCUAUGUAGGCCUGAGAUGGCUGGGAAUUUCUCGCACAAAGCCUAAAUAUUCUUCAAGAUAUAGUGCUUUGAGUUCACGGAACCGCGACAAAUCAUGGAUGACAGAGACCCACUAGCCGCCAACGAGAGCUUGGAAAUGGCUUCUUAUAACACUUUUGACCCCAAUUACAAUCCCAAAUACAGUGAUGACAUCUACAAGAGUGUCGAUGAUGAGGACAUGAGUGGAGAGAGGGGGUGCUUCUUCAGAGAUGGGAAAAGACAAAUCGACUUUGUUUUAGUGUAUGAAGAGGGAGAAAAAGAUCCUCCACCUCAAUCAAUUGAAUACAGACAGAAGUUCUUGGAGAAUCUUGCCAAGUCCCAACUUGAAUUCGAGGAGGAAAUAACCCAAGACAAAAAAGUGAAGCUACACUUCAUAAAAAUUCAUGUCCCAUGGGAAGUGUUGCUUUUUUAUGCCGAAGAACUGAGCUUCAGGGCCCCCCUUGAGCUUCGUACUACCAGAAAAGUGAACUGGUCGGAGCGGAUGCUGGAAAAGUUCCACAUGCCCAACAUCUUCAAAGAGGAAGUUCCUAACCCUCCUCCAGAUUUCUUCACUUGUACCUUCCAGGCCAAUAAGCUAAACAAAUUUAUCGGUAGUGAUGAUCCAGAUUCAUACUUCACAGAUGUGGAGAGAACAAGAGUGGCCUAUGAGAUUCUUGAGACUGCGCCCUAUGGCAAACGACAGAGGGGAGAGAUCGGAAUCGAGCGACUCGUUGAGGAAGGUGUCUUCAAAGCCGGUUACCCGCUGCAUGUGGGACCAGCAGAGCUACCCAAGGAGUGGAACGAGGGGCCGCACGGCCCGGAAGAAAUCAAGCUCAACAAAAGACAGGUGUUGAAGGAGUACUGGGGACGAUGGGGCAAAUGGCUCAAGUACCAGCCUUUGGAUCACAUCAGGGACUACUUUGGGGAAAAAAUUGGUAUCUACUUUGCAUGGCUAGGCCAAUACACGGCAUGGCUGAUCAUGCCUUCCUUUCUUGGUCUCCUUGUGUUUCUCUAUGGAGUGGCGACCAUCAACAGCUCAGACAACAAACCAGCACUUGAAGUUUGUGACAACCCUCCCUGGACAUUCAGGAUGUGUCCUUUGUGUGAUGAAGAACUAGGAUGUCAGUACUGGGAUCUACAUAUCAGUUGCAAAUCCGGCAAGAUAGCCUACUUGUUCGACAACGCCUCCACUGUCUUCUUUGCCGUCUUCGUGUCAUUCUGGUCAUGCUUCUUCCUGGAAUACUGGAAGCGUAAGGAAGUGACACUGGCCUAUCACUGGGAUGUGCUGGAAUACGAGGAGGAAGCGGAACGUCCCCGCCCCACGUUCGCAGCGUUAGCUCCCACAGUAGAACGUAAUCCCGUCACUGGGAUCCUGGAGCCGCAUUUCCCUGACGAGAAGCGUAAGCCGCGUCUGUUCUCCGGUAUCGCCAUCGUAUUUACCAUGGUCUCGCUGGUGUUGGUAUUCAUGGUUGGUGUUAUCGUCUACAAGUUGCUUGUAUACAGACCGCUCGCACGUAACCCCUCUACCAGGGCCUAUGCACUUCAAAUUGCCAACUCCACCGGCGCCUUCGUCAACUUGACCAUCAUCAUGAUACUAAGCAGGGUCUAUGAGCGCGUAGCCCUGGCUCUAACACACUGGGAGAUGCACCGUACACAGACAGAGUACGAAGAUAGUCUGACCUUCAAAGUAUUUGUGUUCCAAUUCGCUAACUUCUACUCUUCCAUCUUCUACGUCGCCUUCUUCAAGGGAAAGCUCGUAGGCUAUCCCGGCCACUAUCGCAGACUGUUUGGACUGCGUCAGGAAGAGUGCAGCCCAGGUGGGUGCCUGAUGGAGCUUGCCCAACAGCUCGUGAUCAUCAUGGUCGGUAAACAGAUGAUCAACAACGUACAGGAGAUCGCCAUUCCGUUGGUGAAGCAAUGGAUUAAGAGAAAGAAGCGAGGAACAUCCAAGGACGAGAUUAAACCGCGAUGGGAGCAGGACUUUGAACUGGUGGAGAACGAGGGUCUUUUCCAAGAGUACCUCGAGAUGAUCCUGCAAUUUGGCUUCAUCACCAUUUUCGUGGCUGCUUUCCCACUUGCUCCAUUCUUUGCUCUGGCCAACAACAUCUUCGAGAUCCGUAUUGACUCGGACAAAUUUGUAUGUGAGGUACGACGUCCGAUAGCGGACCGAGCCCAGGAUAUCGGUAUCUGGUUUAAUAUUCUGGACAGCGUGGCCAAGAUCGCCGUCAUUAGUAACGCGUUCUUGAUCGCUUUUACGUCCACCUUCCUUCCCAAGCUGUUGUAUCGAUACGCCGUGUCCGAAAACUUUUCACUUGAGGGAUACACGAACUACACAUUGGCUUGGGCUCCGAGAAAUACCACACUCAAACCGUGCAGGUACCAAGAGUUCCGCGAUCCUGAGGGACACUUCACGGUAUUCUACUGGCAUCUCCUCGCCCUGCGUCUUGGAUUUGUCAUCAUGUUUGAGCACGUCGUGUUCUUCGUCAUGCGCUUGAUUGACAUGAUGGUUCCAGACAUUCCAACAGAGCUGGAGAUCAUCAUCAAACGCGAGGCAUACUUGGCUAAGCAGGCUCUUGCAGACCAUCAUAACCUCAUGGGAUCUGGCGAAAGUGGUGAGGAAGUUGAAGACGAACUACCCUAACUCCUCUGGGUAGUCACUUAUAAUUUGGGGCGUAACCUCGAGUUGUUUGAGAGGGUCCAAGAUGUCUAAACAAGAUUUAUCGAUCUUGUCCAUCUUCAGCAAGUUUCAUCUUUGCUUUAGCCUUAUGCCAGGUUCUGGUCGGUUUUUGGUGUAGUUAUACCUUACUGGUAAGACGAAAGGGCGGUGGGGGAAAUAAGGAAUUAAAUUGAGACUUGGCAUCUAUUGUCACGAGGGUCCAGAAACAAAGUUCAUGAAUGCACUUUCUUACUCUUAAAUAAUAAUGAUCGGGGUACUUUUAAAAAUAAUGUAAAUGAUAAUGAAUUAUUCUGUGUUGAGCACAUGGUAUGAUAUAAUAAGGGGAUAAUGUGUAGUUUGAGUUGUAAUUGCAACCGUAUUUGUGGAACAUUUGUGUUAUAACUGAAUUGUUAAAUUUUAUUAUUUUUUUUUUUAUCUCUGUCUCAUUUUAUUUUUGUGUUGUCCAUUUGUUUGAUUUCGGUAUUUGUUAUUUGUGCAUGUUUGUAGCACCCGAAGUGUGGUAACGCUGUGCAUGAUGCUCGCUGGCGCACGUCACCUAAAGACAAUGUUAUCACUCACAGCACUAGUAUAGUUCACUGUGGAACGCCACACCAGCACAUGGACGCAUGGCCAAUAGAGUUAAACUAGAAAACAGCACAUAGUGGUUGUGGUUAAAGUUUAAAAUGUUAACGUGUUAAGAUUUCUUGGUUAUGUUCUCGUAUUUGAUUUGUGGAUAACUCCUUGUAUGCUAAAUGAUGUUUCCAUAUUCAAUAGGCUGAUGGGUCAUGCAUACUUGGAAAUCUGCUUUUAAUCCCAUGUAACCUAACCUAACUCUAACAAGCUUAACUAAUUCGACUUUCACACUAAUACUUUGUGCUGUCUCUGUUGUUCUGUUUUUCACUCAUCGAAUUUACUUUCAAGCAGGAUCUUGGAAUACAAAUUGCAAAAAUAAAGGUAGUUUGUUCACAGAACUUUGCAAAAUUCUCGGACAUAUUGUCUAUGCUCUUUUGGUAUUGGGAAUGAUAUCAUUACAAGAAAAAGAUUAUAUAGAUAAUUUAAUCAAAUUUUAAAAAUAUUGGUAUUGAAAACAAAGCCACAGGCAUGUGUGGUGUAUUAUUAGAUUAUUAUUAGCAUGAAUAUUUUUCUCAUAUUCGGGUAUUAAUUACGUCUAUCUUAUUCCAAGGCGAAUAAUGGUGCCAUUAUAAUCGCCUCGAGACCUUUAAACCAAUAUGGCUUUAUCGUUUGUACAUCGUGUCAAUCACGAAUGUGGUGUGUCUUAACACGGCUUUGUGAUUGACCCUGAUGUAUGUAAGGCUAUUCCGAUGGCCAUUAAAACCUGAGAUAAAGCAUUGAAUGCAACGCUUAUAUCAAAUGAUAUAUCAAAUGAUUCAUUGUUUGCGUGUAAUUACGCUUGAGCACGGAAUUUAAAUUGGACGCUGUGAUAGAGAUAACCCAACUCAACAAUGCUCAAUAUUCAAUGGCUCUUUACUAAGUAUUGAGUAUCUCAGCCAGCCACCAUACCAUGCGAAACUAACGCUUACUUAUUAUCACUGGGGUUACAACGGGCACAGUCUUGCCAUAACACCCGCUAAACAAUUAGUAGAGACAACAGGGUCGGAUUGGGUUUCUCAAGAGGAGGGGAGGAUGUCCCGGAGGAUUUCAUUGGAUAAGAUAUAACCACCUCUAUAACCGAAUGCGUGAAGAGGAAGGGAGAGGGGGGGGGGGAACCCCUCUACGCUUAUAUUGAGUGUCCCGGAGGAUUUCAUAGGGGGAGAUAUAACCGCCACUAAUUUCCUCCAUCCCAUAUCCUCAAUCCGACCUUGUGUUUCGCCGGUUUAGGAGGCAUAAUUGUGCGCAAGGGUGAUUACGACAGGACUGCGUCGUGGUCACGUAUAUUCAUAUAUUCUCUAGGAAUAGGUUUUGCCAUAAGUCGGCCGGGGAAGUCUGGUGCAAGGGUAUUACAGCACUUAUUUAUUGGGUUUCAAAAAGCCCCACAGCAGAAUAAGGAAAUUGUUAUUAUAGUGCAACUAUUACUUUAAUUGAUAGUUAUCAAAUACACUGCAUUAAAGGUUAAUAAAGAGAAAAAGGAUUUAUUCA